GCCCAGGUACAGAACUCUUAUCUUCAAUGACGUGACUACGCCCGAAUAUUUAUUACAACAAGUUAACAUUUCACUGCACAUCAUAGCACAGCUUGUAAUGAAGCCAUUAGUACUUGCUCUCGUUUUGUUGGUGGGAAUUGCACAUUCCCAGAUCCCUAAACCUUGCUUUACACCGGCACGAUGGGAGGCUAAAGCAUCUCGUUUCGACCAUAACCAUGGGAAAAUGGAACAUUAUAGAUUUGUCUAUGAUGCCGUAAUGCAGCGUAAAGUGAUCUUCGACAACAUUCUUUUACACCCAGGCAGGAAACGCUACGAAUACCUCAUACUCAAUGAUGUUAAUGUAAUGUACCGGAUCGACCGUCAGAGCAAGAAGUGUGAGAAAAUGUUUCCAGGGCCAUGGCGACCCUACGGAAUUCCACCAAUGGCCACUUUUAAAACGGAGUAUGAAAUCGGUUAUCCCGGCGAGGAUUUCACUGCACAAGAAUGGAUAUUCAAGGAAAAAGAUAGUGAUGCUGUAUUAUGGAGGGGAGUUUAUGGUCUGAAAUAUUGCUUCCCAGUCGUGGAAACAUUUUUCAAUCCCAACAACAGAUCCGAAUCCAACACAAUUAACUUCUACGAUAUAGCUUCAGGCAUUCCAGACCCUACUGUGUUUCUACCGCCCAGUGAGUGUAGAGAUGCCGUGUUGGUGCACGAAAAACCACCUGCUUAUUUCUAGAGAAAAUUUAUAAGAAGCUGAAGAUAAAUCAUUUUGUUUUUUGCAUUAGUGUCAACACAGAAGCUAGAAAAGGUCGUUUACUGUUACUGUCAAUG
Molecule: messenger RNA, 810 nt
Organism: Lingula anatina
Lineage: Eukaryota; Metazoa; Brachiopoda; Lingulata; Lingulida; Lingulidae
Product: mammalian ependymin-related protein 1-like
Biological process (GO): cell-matrix adhesion
Cellular component (GO): extracellular region; lysosome
Molecular function (GO): calcium ion binding
Source: RefSeq, a predicted model, not a curated record